Molecule: messenger RNA, 640 nt
Organism: Andrographis paniculata
Lineage: Eukaryota; Viridiplantae; Streptophyta; Magnoliopsida; Lamiales; Acanthaceae
Product: NADH dehydrogenase [ubiquinone] 1 alpha subcomplex subunit 8-B
Exons: 3
Coding region: 153-467 (104 amino acids)
Biological process (GO): mitochondrial electron transport, NADH to ubiquinone
Source: RefSeq, a predicted model, not a curated record
AAUGGCAGAUUUACCCCUGCAAAAGGUCCUAAUUACGCGAGAAAGAAUGGGCGACUACGAAGGAAGCUGCGUUGCCUGAGCUGAGACCCGACUUGAUCGAUUUCGAAUCCCAAUCACUCUCGACUGGAUUACUAGAAAAGAGGGGGAAAAGGAUGGCAAGCACUGUGGAUGCGGGAGAACCAGUCCCAACUUCAUCAGUAUUGAUGGCUGCAGCGAAGCAUAUUGGUACUAGAUGCCGUGGCGAGAAUUUGGCAUAUUUGAAGUGCAAGAAGGAUGAUCCGAACCCUGAGAAGUGCCUUGACAAAGGGCGCCAAGUGACGCAAUGUGUGCUCCAUCUGUUGCGAGAUCUGCACCAGAGCUGCAACAAAGAACUGGAUGCAUACGCCGGGUGCAUGUAUUACCACACAAAUGAGUUCGAUUUGUGUCGCAAGGAGCAAAAGGAGUUUGAGAAAGCAUGCCCCCUCUAAUGGACAACCUUGGACUAAUCUUGUGUCGAGGUAAUAAAGUUAUAGCCAAUUCGACUGGACUCAAGUAUGUUGUUGAAUGCUCUUCUUGAUUGAUAUAUUUCUCCUAUGUACUGUUUUCGAUAACUGCGGCUCAUAUCAAUCGCCAAAAAUGUUCGUUUCCAUGUAUUUCCAUA